AGUUCAUGCGCAUUUAGAAAGUCCCUGAUAUAGAAAACGUGAAAUAGUUGCAACUUACAGGAUGUAGCAGUGAACGUUCCUCAUUAUGAUGAAUGCGUAUAUUAUAUUAUUGUCGACAUGUUGAAGUACCAAACGGUGGCGACAGCAACUGAUACCACUAAUAUUUCUGGCGUCACAUCCGGAAUGGCCUCUGCAAUGCAGACACUGGUUGUUGAUGCCUCAACUUGAUUGGAACCACAUCAUUAGUACUCGGAGGCAACACGUUGGGAGGUACUGAUUCCGCCUACCUGCUUCAGCAAGCAAGGCUCUGACAACAGUGAGAUUAAUUCUAUAUUUACAACGAGCAUCAUUGUCGUGGGCAAUACGAUCAAUGCAACCGCUGUGGGAUGGAUUGGAGGGAUUUCCUCGGCAGGCACUGCGCAAUCAUUGAAGACACUCACCUGUGAUGCUUUUCGUAGCGUAUCUGGGUUGUCAUUUGUUGGAUCUACUUCAUUGGUACUCGAAGGAGUGUGUUAGGAGUGUGUUAGACUCAAACAAGUGCAUCACUGGGAUUGCGAAGGUGAAUUUGACAAGCGCGGACUUAACUGGCCGAACGCAAACUACAACAGCAGCAAACGGUCGACUAAACAGACUCGGUAUGGUAAUUACAAAUGGAUAAUUAAACGCAACGAGCAUAGCGUGUUCUUGGAUCUUGCUUUUAACCGCAUAGCAGCUGACACGGGAGAUCUAGUGUUCGCUACGAAACAUCCAACUAAUAAUGCGUCAGAAGCGCUGAGAGUGAAAUGUACAGGAGCACCCAAUAUUAACACAUCAUCGACCAAUGCAAUAGUAACUGCAUCGGAUCAACAAUCUACACUGAUGGUUCGUAUCAGAGGUUGCUCAAUAUGCAAAGCACGAACAUCAACUCAGUAUCAUUCGAGGUACAGGUCGAUUUAGGAGACGCAGGAACAUCGACAAACGCAUUACAUUCACCAGCAACGAUUUGCGGUUCAUGACAGGUGACGCAACUAGAAAAAAAAAUGAUACUCAUCUCGGGAGGAAACUAGGCAUCGGAACUAACAACCCAGGCUUCAUUUUGGCUGUAUCUGGAAGCGAUUCAACAACGAUUGAUUCUGGUGGCCUUGACAACGGACAACAUUCUUCAUUGGAUCUCUAUCCUCUCAACCUAUCUCGGCUCGCUUCAGCGCCUCAUCGCUGAUCACUUCUGGGAGCUACUUCACGAACGAUUAAAAAAAAUAUCCAACCAGUUACAUCCAAGCUUGUUGCAGCGCUUAUGGAUAUAGGUCCAUGCACCUAUCUCUACAAGAACCAGAAUGUAAGCGACACGAAGCAAUUUUGGGUACAUGAAUGUACUCGCAAAGGGCCCCACUUCUCUUGUCAAUCUAAUUGAGAACGACUCGAUGAAGGUAGAAGCGGAUGGUGGUCUUGAAGGGUAUCACCUAAACGUUUCAAUUCGAAAUAUUUUGCUUGUUGCAUAAGCAGAUCAACAUUUUGCUCAAUCGAAUCGAAGCUCUUGGCUAAAAUGCAGGCAAUUUAAGUAUGCAAGUAGAACCCACCCAAGAGCUCUUUCAGUUCGUUCUUGUUAUAUUGAAUGUUUAAGUCAUCGGAAGGAUUCGCAAGUUCUUUGAAAUGAUUAUCAAAGAAUUUAAACUUGGUCUUUGGUCCAUCGAGAACUGGCAAACCAUCUCGUUUAGCUAUGAAUUUUCCUAUUUCCACUCCGAACCUCUUUCUGAUAUUAGUAUAUAGACUUUUUGCGGACUUCGCUUUUAAAUUGUGCUUAACUAUUGAGCGCGUAUCUCAUGUUGAAUUCGCGAUUCAGCACUUCAUUCCGAUCUUUCUUUUUUCUUCCGAGUUUCCUUCAUCGCGAUUCUUUGCUGCCCGUUUGUCUGUGUUGGGUUUAUCCGCUGAUGUGUCCUCUCGUUUCCUCUUCUCUGCCUUAUUUGCAGCCGCAACAAUUUGUUCGAGCGUAUCAGCUGUAGCAUUGACUUCUUCAGGUGUCAAAUUGAAUUUCGCUUUGUUGAGCAUCGUUAGCGAUUUCGCAGCAAAAGGCAGUGUCUUGAUGGUACGCUUUCUUGUUUGUCUUAGCUCUCUUCUAGAUCGUCCAUAAGCUAAACUGAAUCUAUCCAGAGUAUUGGCCCGUAUUCGAUGUCAAAUCCAGAAUACAUGUCCAUUUCUUAUCACGAAACAGAGUCUCAGCUGGUGCUGGUUUCUCGGAGUGCUCAAAGGCAGAAAUAUCGGAGACAGUCGACAUAGUUGUCACUAUAUACUACUCAAAGGUGAUGAACAAAAAAUAAUUAAUCUGUCGCGAACAACGGAUGAUCAAGUUCUUGUCUUGGAGUGAAAAUAGAUCAGAUAGAUAAUUCUGAAAGCGGAUUACGCCAUCCUGAAUAUGGACAGCCUUAUGAUUGAUAGAACUCACUGACUGGCGGUGUUGAACAAGGACAAGAUCUACUUUCAUCCUCUUGGAUUACCUCGUCCGCGAGUUAUCCUAAAACGUUACUCGUACCACGAAGUAAGCAUUCAAAAUCCUCUUUUUGGCCAUGACUUCUACAAGCUGUUCAAAAAGAAUUCAAGUGGAUCGUUGAUCGACUAUGCAAAAAUCGUAUGAAUAAUGUCAAUCGCUUGAUCUAUUGCGUUAAUCUCAUCAAAAUGAUCAAGCUCAUUAUCCAUCAGUUUUCGUUGACUUUCUUAAAGCUGACGUUUCAGUCGCUUUAGCUGCGCAAUUAGUCGCUCGGUUUGCUCCAUCGUCCCUAUAUUAUUUAGAAUUUCUAGAUCUUGCUGAAUGAAUCUAUGGAGCUUAUCUAUCCUCUCUUCGUCUUUCUUAUUCUGCUUCAUGAACUCCUCGAAGCUAAUGGGUAGGCUCACUGUUAUCUUCUCCGUUCUAGUGAAUACGAUAAUUAUGACUUAAAUAACG
Messenger RNA from Plasmopara halstedii, 2914 nucleotides. RefSeq lists its product as uncharacterized. The transcript has a single exon. The coding region runs from base 992 to 1198 and encodes 68 amino acids. The record is from RefSeq and is a predicted model, not a curated record. Lineage: Eukaryota; Oomycota; Peronosporomycetes; Peronosporales; Peronosporaceae.